Messenger RNA from Guyanagaster necrorhizus, 2021 nucleotides. Its product is annotated as ubiquinone biosynthesis hydrox. The record is from RefSeq and is a predicted model, not a curated record. The coding region runs from base 439 to 1809 and encodes 456 amino acids. Gene Ontology annotation, molecular function: oxidoreductase activity, acting on paired donors, with incorporation or reduction of molecular oxygen; FAD binding. Gene Ontology annotation, cellular component: mitochondrion. NCBI's taxonomy places the organism in Eukaryota, Fungi, Basidiomycota, Agaricomycetes, Agaricales, Physalacriaceae. The transcript is spliced from 6 exons. Gene Ontology annotation, biological process: ubiquinone biosynthetic process.
UUACACGUGAUGAUCUCACCUCCAUUCCCUUCCGUCAUGCUGCGAUGUUCGCCGGGUGUGGCGCGUAGCUGCAGAAAACUAUUGCUGUCUCGCAGGCUGCUGUCGAGUGUCGGUAGCCAAUGCGAAGAAUACGACGUGGUCAUCGUCGGCGGUGGCCCAGUGGGACUUGCUCUAGCUAGUGCUCUUGGAUCUAGCCAGAACGUCAGAGACAACCUGAAAAUAUCCCUUGUCGAAGCUGGGGACUUGUCAAAGGUCCGCGAAUGGUCGCCAGUCGACGGAGCCUUCAGCAACAGGUGCAUCUCCCUCACCAAUGCAUCUCAGGCAUUCCUAAAAGGCAACGUAACGUCUUAUGUCCUUGAGCUGUGCUACUGAGCAGUCGUCGUAGACACUGGUGCAUGGAAGCAUGUGGACGAAGCUCGCACAGGUCCCAUCGAGGAGAUGGAGGUCUGGGAUGGGAUUUCGGAUGCCAGAAUACACUUCUCUGCAUCUGACAUUGGCCUGGAUGAGAAUACACAGGGAAUGUCACGAAUAACAGAGAACAUCAACCUUCAACGAGGACUGCUGCGAUAUCUAAGUACCAUGCCGGACUUGCACCUCAUCGACAAAACCAAGAUGACAUCUAUUGUCAGAGAACAUGAGGAUGCUGGUGGUUGGCCAUUGGUACAUCUGGAUAACAGUAAAAUACUUCGGGCCAGGUUGCUGAUUGGCGCCGAUGGCUUCAACUCCCCCGUGCGCAAAUAUGCACAAAUCCCUUCGUACGGUUGGUCUUAUGAUACUCAAGCUAUUGUUGCAACCAUGUUCCAUUCUCCCCGUGGUCCCCUUCAGAGACCUAAUACCACCGCUUAUCAGAGGUUCUUGCCUACUGGGCCUAUUGCCUUUUUACCCAUUUCUCCUACAGCCUCAUCUUUGGUGUGGUCCAUCCGACCACACAUAGCAACAGCAAUUAUGGCCUCCAGUCUGUCUGUUCUAGCUCGCAUGAUCAAUGCCGCCUACCGCCUGCCUCAUGAUUCUCUACAAUAUUUAUAUAAUCGGAUCCUCGAGCACCAAAACGCUGGAACUCCUAUAUCCGUUGACGAAGUCAUCGAAGAAGUCGAGUUUCGUGAACGGGCUCAUGGGAUUGAUACAACCUCGGCCUACUCUUCAUCUCAUACGAUGGAGAAUACGGUCGAGAAUCAAGGUGUUCCGCCAGCUGACUCCGAGAUGUUACCACCCCUUGUAACUUCGAUUCAACCUGGAACGGUUGCAUCAUUCCCUCUGCGUUUCAAUCAUACCGAAACAUACAUCGGUGAAGGACGAGGAAGUCGUACAGUUCUUGUUGGCGACGCAGCACAUACUGUACACCCCCUUGCUGGGCAGGGGCUAAAUCUUGGUCUUGCUGAUGCGGAGUGCCUCGCGAGAGUCAUUAAUAACGCUGUUCUCAGUGGCUCGGAUAUCGGGACCCAUGCGUCCUUACUACCGUACACCCAAGAACGCUAUUUCCAGAACCACAAAAUGAUGUCCGUCUUCGACAAACUCCACAAGUUGUAUACAACGUCUUUCGGGCCGAUAGUACAGGCCAGAUCCAUGGGCUUGGAGGUUCUUAAUGAGUUUGAUACGGUUAAGGCUGCGAUCAUGCUGAAUGCAGGCUCUCAACCGCGACAAAAUGAAGCUAGCCUGAGGUCGACGGUGUUUAAUUUGGCCGGCUCCGCCCUCGAAACUGCCAGCGGUGUGAAGAAAGCUGCCGACCUCACCAGAGGGGCUGUCGGUAGUAUGGUCAUGAAUGGCAUCCAGCAGUGGAUGAAAACAUCGCGUCCGGGACAAAGCUCAUGACAGGUGUACCUACCAUAAAGAUAAGAGAAUAACUGCGAUCCAUGCUAUGUGUCAGUUCCAUUGAUCGUUACCACGACUUUCGUGUCACCACAGAAAACACCUCCGGACCUACUUCUAUGUGCACUCUGCGAACAGACAACGGGAAGUCCAUGCGCAUGCAAGGACGUGGAUACUCAUCCUUUGCUCUACUCAAAGACUUCUCCAGUUCAGCG